Molecule: messenger RNA, 1369 nt
Organism: Heteronotia binoei (common prickly gecko)
Lineage: Eukaryota; Metazoa; Chordata; Lepidosauria; Squamata; Gekkonidae
Gene: PRELID1
Product: PRELI domain containing 1
Exons: 5
Coding region: 260-916 (218 amino acids)
Biological process (GO): phospholipid transport
Cellular component (GO): mitochondrial intermembrane space
Molecular function (GO): phosphatidic acid transfer activity
Source: RefSeq, a predicted model, not a curated record
GUCGGGAGCGGAAGCGCGUGUCGGCCGAGAAGGGGCCGGGACUGAGGCAGCGGAAGAGCUCGGUUUUGCUGUCGGAAGUCGUUGCCUCUCCCCUGUCCCCGCAUGGCGGCGGCUGCUGGGCGCCUCCUGCCGCCGCGAUCCGUAGGGCUGCCGGUGUGGCGGGUGAGGGGUCCCUGCAGGCAAAAGGCUUGUAGGGCCGCCUAGGUCGGCGCUCCUCCUUUCUUCUCCGUAUCCCGCGGGAUCGGUGACGGCGGAGCAGAUGGGGAAGUACUUCCUGACCCUGAGCGUCCUCAAGGGGCCCUGGGACCAAGUCUUCGCCGCCUUCUGGCUGCGCUACCCCAACCCUUACAGUAAACAUGUCCUGACAGAAGAUAUCUUGUACCGGGAAGUGACAGAAGACCAGAAGCUGCUUUCCAGGCGGCUCCUAACUAAGACCAACAGGAUGCCCCGCUGGGCAGAGCGCUUCUUUCCGGCCAAUGUUGCCCAUUCUGUCUACAUCCUGGAAGAUUCCAUUGUGGACCCACAGAACCGAACUAUGACCACAUUCACCUGGAACAUCAACCAUGCACGUCUUAUGGUGGUGGAAGAACGUUGUGUUUACAAAGAGAACCCAGAUAACAGUAGCUGGACAGAAGUCAAGCGGGAAGCUUGGGUCUCCUCCAGCCUAUUUGGUGUCUCACGUGCAGUCCAGGAGUUUGGCUUGGCCAGGUUCAAAAGCAAUGUGACCAAGAGCACCAAAGGAUUUGAGUAUAUAUUGGCCAAAAUGCAAGGUGAAGCACCAUCUAAAACCUUGGUGGAAACAGCAAAAGAAGCAACAGAGAAAGCCAAGGAAACUGCCUUGGCUGCUACAGAGAAGGCAAAGGACUUGGCAAGCAAGGCAGCUACUAAAAAGAAGCCACAGCAACAAUAUGUAUGAAAAAGUGGCUUUUCUACAGUGGGGACUGGAGUAGUACUGGAAGCUCACCUGUAAUAUAGGUUUUCAGCCCUUGGGAGGUAGAGCUGACCAGACCAUCUCUUCUAGAUUUUAUGUUUUUUAAUUGAAACUGUACAAAUCUGACAAUCAUCUUCUUUCCUAAAGGUGUAAUUAUCAUUAAAAGAAACAGACUUCUAAUUCAGUUCACUGCCAACACCUAUUCUGCUGGUAGGAACUGAUCUUCAAAACUGUGAUUAACUGGAUAAGUCUUCCUGUUUACAUUUACCUUCUUGGGGCUUCCAUCUUGCCUAUCUGUAGCACAGACCAGUUCAGCAGGGUGGCACCUGCCUGUAAGAAAAGGAGGCUUCCCACUCCAAGAGCUUAUUCGGGUGCUUUGGAACUCUUAGGUUUUCUUCUAAUGGCUCAGGUGCAUAUCAUUAAAGAGCUAUUUACUAA